Molecule: messenger RNA, 2118 nt
Organism: Ipomoea triloba (trilobed morning glory)
Lineage: Eukaryota; Viridiplantae; Streptophyta; Magnoliopsida; Solanales; Convolvulaceae
Exons: 5
Coding region: 258-1763 (501 amino acids)
Source: RefSeq, a predicted model, not a curated record
GCACUUAGCAGCAGUAGAGAGUUACUUCUACCAUUCUUAGUUCCAACUUCAUUUCUAACCCAACAAGGACUGUUAUUCUUAGUUUCUCACCAAGAAAAGCCUUUUUUCCCCCUCUCUCUCUCCUCCAACACACAAAAGGGCAAAAGGGAAAGAGAAGGAAGAGUCGAGAAGAUAGGCAUGGGGAUGGGGAGUUUCUCACCAAACCACAACAGCUAUGGAGACUAACAAAAACCCGCAUUGCCGCUAUUACCAUUACAAUGGGGAAGGUAGAUGAUGAGCAGUCAUUGCCGACAGCAGCAGUGCGUCAGCAGGGCUCGGGGUCGAAUGCAGCCAACAAUAGAUGCUGCUGCAGCAGCAGAUUCAGGCUGUGGGUGAGCUUCAGAUGUGUGUUUGCUCUGCUGCUUUCUCUGGCCGUCUUUAUCUCUGCCGUCUUCUUGCUCCCAUUCUUCCGCUCUUCAAAUCCUGGGCCUCCGGAUCCCGAUUCCAGAUUUGGAGGUUAUGACAUAGUAGCUAGGUUCAUGCUUGAUAAACCAGACUGGUUCUUGGAAGAUUAUAUCUUGCAACUUGAAGAUGAUAUUUUUGAUGAAAUAAAUGUUGCUCAGACAAAAGUCGAUAUAAUAUCUUUUGAAACUUCAGCUGGAUCGAACACAACAACAGUUAUCUUUGCUGUUGAUUCUGAUGUCAAAACUUUGAGGGUCUCUCCGACAGCUCAGAGUUUAGUCAGGGCCAAUUUUGAAUCUAUACUUGUUCAUCAAUCAAAUCUGCGCUUAACUACUGCAUCUUUGUUUGGGGAUCCGAUAUCUUUUGAUGUGCUGAAGUUCAAAGGAGGGAUUACUGUGAGUCCGACGCAGAGUGCAUUCCUCAUGCAAAAUCAGCAGUUCCAUUUCAACUUCACCUUGAACUUUUCCAUUAAGGAAAUACAAGAUAAUUUUGAUGAGCUACGGGGGCAGCUGACAUCGGGCUUGCAUCUUACUGCAUAUGAGAACUUGUAUAUCAGCUUGACAAAUCUAAGGGGUUCAACUAUUGAUCCUCCCACCAUUGUUCGGUCUCAAGUUCUUUUAGCAGUUGGGAUUAAUCCUUCAAGGUCGAGAAUGAAGCAGUUGGCUCAAACAAUUACUGGUCCUCAUGCCAAAAAUCUUGGCCUCAAUAACACUGUUUUUGGCAGAGUUAAACAAGUGAGCCUUUCUUCAAAUUGGACGCGCUUACUUGGGGGUCCCGAUGCUGGCAGCCCCUCACCUUCUCCGGCCCCUCUGCCACACCAUAGCCACCACCGAGAUACUAAUCUUGCUCCUGCGUUUUCACCUUCCUCGAAAACUGGGAAGAGUGGACAUGUGAGCGGGGAGAAAUCACCAUCACCUACACCUACACCUGCCCCCGUGCCUUCUCCACACUUACAUAAGAUUCAUCAGGUCAAGCCUCCUGCUUGUCCUUUUGGCCCGAAGGGGACGCCUCCAAGUAAAACACAUAAACAAAAUCAUAUGGCACCUCCAGCAUAUGCACCAAAUGCUGCUCCUGCUUCCUCGUUGAAACCACAUCGAGAGGCUCCAACACCUAGCCCACACGAAGUUCCUACACCAAGCCCAAGCCCAAGCCCACUGCCAAAUGUAGUUAAUGCCCGUGUUCAUCCCCCGUCAGGAAGUAAUUCUGAUGCAGAGCCUCCUGACAAAUUGCGUUUAGUUUCGCACAUCCCAUCAUCAGCAUCCACAGUUCUUUAUUCAAAUUUAUGGGCUCUCCCUCCAUUUCUACUUGCGCUACAUCUAUAGCAGCAGAAAGAGAAGCAAUUUUUUUUUUUCUUCAGCAAAUUCACCUCCUGUAUUUGGGAAAGGAGUUCAACACAAUGGAGGGAAUUUGCAGGCAGGCGAGAGCGAUGCCAAAAGGGCAUGCCCCUCACUUUUGAGUAGAUAUAUAUAUGUGUUUUGUGCGUGUAAAUAUGUGAUAAAACUUAAGCAGCGAGAUGGAUUUUCGGGUCAAAGUCACAGAGGUGACGGGCCUGAGAUGACAUGCAUCGUCGCCGUUAUGUAUGAUCUCUCUUCUACAUAAGAUGUAAGGAGGGAAUGAAAUGAAACUAGCAAAUGUAUAAAACGAUGCACUUUUUGUUUCUAUCAUCUUCCAUGCCCA